AUGACUGUCAACGCGAAGGCCAAAAAGGACAAUGAUCCUUGCCAUGUGACAGCGUCGCUGAAGGAACCCUCGUACCCAAGCAACUGCCUUGAAUUUCUGAAACCCUUCAGAGCAGAUAGUGAGCCCAGUAAAUGCGCUCCAAAUAUCACUUUCAACAUUAUCGUGGUUGGAGCAGGACUUGGGGGAUUAGCCACAGCAAUCGCGCUAGCAGUCAAAGGACAUGCCGUGACUCUGUACGAGCAAACGGCAGAGCUGGGUGAGGUUGGGGCAGGGAUUCAGGUCCCACCGAAUUCCUCGCGUUUGUUGCUCAAGCUUGGCCUGGGGCCCUAUCUCGAGAAUUAUGUCUCUCAGCCGGAGGGGAUCUCUUUCCGAAGAUGGGAGAAUGGCAAAGUAAUAGGCCAUACGAGGUUGAUUCCCGGUUUCAGGCAGACGUUUGGCGGCCCGUACUAUGUCAUCCACCGGGCUGAUUUCCAUUCCGCGCUGUAUCGACGUGCUUUGGAUCUGGGUGUCACGGUGAAGCUCGCCUGCAGAGUGGUUGAUUACAAUCCACAAGUCCCUCGAAUCAAGCUUGAAGAUGGACAGUCGUUCGAGGCAGAUUUAAUCGUUGCAGCAGAUGGGAUCAAGUCGAUCGCAAGGACGAAACUACAUGGGGAUAUCGAAAAGCCUCUUGAGAAACCUGGCUUCGCCGCAUAUAGGGCUACCGUGGACGUGAACCUUAUAAAACAGGAUCCUGAACUCUCGUGGCUGCUCACACAGCCCUCCUUGAAUCUGUGGGUCGGCAAUCAGCGACAUGUCAUGACUUACACUAUUGGCGCUGGAAAAUCAUUCAACAUGGUACUCUCGCAUCCCGACCAAACAGAUCCAUCGACCUGGGAUCAGACAACCGCCCUGCAUGACAUGCGAAACGAAUUCGAAGGCUGGGAUCCAAAACUCACAAAGAUCAUUGGUCUCAUCAAGAAGACCAUCAAAUGGCCUCUUCUUACCGCGCCGCCGUUGUCGCGAUGGGCUAAAGGUCACACCGUGAUUGUCGGAGACGCAGCCCACGCCAUGCUGCCGUACAUGUCGCAAGGAGCCGCGAUGGCAGUGGAAGAUGGUGUGGCAUUAGCGCAGGCUUUGUCAAAGAUUAGCUCGCGCUCAGAGAUCCCAAAAGCACUCUCCACCUUCGAGGCUGUGCGGAUCAAAAGAUCUGGUCAGAUGCAAGAAGCCAGUCUCUUAAAUGGAAAACUGUGGCACUUUGCAGACGGUCCACUGCAGGAGGCGCGAGACGCAGCUAUGCUACCAGAAACUCUAGGGGUGUCAUUCUCUCAUAGCCCUAACCAGUGGAGCGAUCCAGCGACACAGAUGUGGUGUUAUGGAUAUGAUACUGAGAAGGAGAUAGACAGGGCAUUCGAGCGGAGAAAGGCUACUGAGAAGAGUCAUUUAUAG
Messenger RNA from Aspergillus thermomutatus, 1425 nucleotides. RefSeq names its product putative salicylate hydroxylase. The record is from RefSeq and is a predicted model, not a curated record. NCBI's taxonomy places the organism in Eukaryota, Fungi, Ascomycota, Eurotiomycetes, Eurotiales, Aspergillaceae. Gene Ontology annotation, molecular function: FAD binding; monooxygenase activity. Gene Ontology annotation, biological process: secondary metabolite biosynthetic process. Bases 1 to 1425 code for a protein of 474 amino acids. The transcript is spliced from 7 exons.